Oldenlandia corymbosa var. corymbosa is the source of this 2059-nucleotide messenger RNA. NCBI's taxonomy places the organism in Eukaryota, Viridiplantae, Streptophyta, Magnoliopsida, Gentianales, Rubiaceae. The record is from the annotation of a GenBank genome assembly.
CUUUGUAAUGGCAAAGUGUCUUGACACUUGAAGCUUUCAAGUAUUAAUAUUAAUUUUAUUUUUUUAAGUCUUUGUAUUUUUUUUUAACUGAACACAGUGUUUUCCCCAUACCCGAAACAUCUAUUUUAACCUGACAAUCGACAUUGACUAUUCUCCCAGCAAUCCUUUUCCUUUCAUCACAUGGAGGUCCUCUGAAAAACUCCCAUCUCCUCUUUUUUCCUCCUUCACUCCAUAAUACACUACUUGCUCUCUCUUCUUCAACCCUAACCCUAGCCCUCUUUACCUAAAAGAUCAUCAUUUAUUAGUUUAAUAACGAUGCAUAUUAUAGUACACCUUCUAGCAGAAUCAGACUGCAAAAAACUUCAUCAUCAAAGCUUUUGAAUUUUUCAAAGUUAUCUCAUGAAAAGAAAAAAAAAAAGAAAAAAGCUUACUUGAUCAGUUUGACCAGCCACUGAAAAAAACAAAACAAUAUUGAUUUGAUAACGAUUGCUUCCUAAAAACUAAAGAAAAAGAAAAAGAUGCUUUCUUCCAGUAGCAAUGGCAUCUCACUUUUUCCACCAUAUUUGGACCGAAACAUUAACCCUUGUUGUAAUCCUUCUUCCUCUUUCAGCCUCAGCAGCAGCAGCAACAACAAUAUUCAUGACAAUCAUGAAGAUCUGCUUUCUUAUUACCUUUCUGUUGCUCCUCCCAUCAUUGAAUCUUCAGCCAAUAAAAUGACUUCAUCAGUUUCCACCAAGAACAACAAAAGCUCACAGAUUUACAGCUUAAUUCGUCAAGAAUGUUGGGCCAGGAAGAAAGCCACCAAAAGGGAUCGCCACAGCAAGAUUUUUACAGCUCAAGGCCCUAGGGAUAGGAGGGUUAGGCUUUCCAUCGAGAUUUCAAGGAAGUUUUUUGGGCUUCAAGACUUGCUAGGUUUUGAUAAAGCAAGCUUGACUCUUGAUUGGCUGUUGACCAAGUCAAAGGCAGCCAUAAGAGAACUCCUGAAAACCAAACAGGCUGAUGAUAAUAAUAAUGAAGCAAACAUUGCCAGGUGUCUACGCUCUUUGUCAGAAGAAGAAAAAGAUGGAGUUUUUGUUGAGAAUGAAAAUGAAGGGGCUGAUGGUAAAAACAACAAUGAUGAUGAAUAUUCUUCUUCCAAGAGGAAGAGAUCAUCAUCAAAACAAAUAAGAGGGGGGAAGAAGAAAAAGAAACCGCCCAAAAUGAUGACUGAAUUGGAUAGACUUGCUAAAGAGUCAAGAGCUAAAGCAAGAGAAAGAGCAAGGGAAAGAACUAGAUUAAAGAAGCAUCAUCAAGAGCAACAGAAGCUGUUAUUCUUACCUGAUCUAAUCUCCUUCAAUAAUCAUCAUCCUCCUGUUAUUCCAAAUAGUCAAACCUCCAGGGGGUUGACCACCUGGAGCUGCAGCACUAAUUACAACAAUAUUGCAUCUUGCAAUUCUCCUGAUUCCAGUAAGCAAAGUACUGUGUCCUCUUCCUUGAAUGAAAAUACUCCUCCGGCCGAAGGAUUCUUCUUUGUAAAUCCAAGGAUAAGUACUGAAGCAAGUACUACUACUAUUGAAGAAAUGUUUCUUCAACAAUGUGGAAGCAUUAGAAGGAGUAAUAAUAAUUUUGUAAAGCCAUCGAGCUUUGGUCUCCACAUUUGGCCUUCUGUUACAAAUAAAGAAGCUGUGAGUUCAGAUUUCAACAUUUGGCCCUCUGGCACUAAUGAUCAUCAUGCGCUCUAGCAUUUUUUUUAAGGAAGCGAGAGUAAAGGAGAGGGCGGGCUAGUUACCAUUUGCUGAUGUGAGAAAUUGGUUUUUUCCCUAAGAUGAUUUGAAGUUGUGCGAUUUUGUAACUACAGGGGUGAAGGUUAGAAUUUCCUUAAAAGUUCUUCACCACCACAUUCAAAUUACAAAGAUGUAAAGAAUAUCAAUAUGUGUACUUCAUGUUAUAGUUACAUAUGAUGAUGCAUUUGCUUCUCUAUUUAUGGAAAGUUUUGAUUUCGGAUUUAUAAAGUUCUAUUCUCGCCUAUUCAAAUACACAAUGCUUCUCAAUUUGUCUACACUUAUAUUUACAUAAGCAG